Molecule: messenger RNA, 3710 nt
Organism: Magnolia sinica
Lineage: Eukaryota; Viridiplantae; Streptophyta; Magnoliopsida; Magnoliales; Magnoliaceae
Product: probable LRR receptor-like serine/threonine-protein kinase At1g56130
Exons: 24
Coding region: 33-3188 (1051 amino acids)
Biological process (GO): protein phosphorylation
Molecular function (GO): protein kinase activity; ATP binding; protein binding
Source: RefSeq, a predicted model, not a curated record
CCCUCUCCUACUUCACAUCUCUGCCGAUUCAAAUGCUCGAGAGAGAGAGAGAGAGAGAGGGAGAGGCAAAGAUGAAAAGAUUCAUUUCAGUUUUCGCCCUUGGUUUUUAUUGUAUUUACGUUUUCUGCCAUUUUGAGAUGUCCCAAGCUCAAGCUCAAGCUCCAGCAAGAACAGACCCAUCUGAAGUGAGGGCGCUGAACUCCAUAUUUCAGAGAUUUGGUAUUUCUUCUGAUCCCGCUUGGAAUAUUACUGGUGAUCCAUGCACUGGAAGCGCCAUCGACGCUACAAAAGUAGACAGCACCAACAUCAAUCCGGCCAUUAAGUGCGACUGUACAUUCGAUAACGGGACCACAUGCCACUUGAGGGAAUUGAAAAUAUAUGAGUUGAACGUAAAUGGGCAGAUUCCUGAAGACUUAUUGAAUCUGACUUUCGUCUUUAAUCUGAAUAUGGCCCGGAAUUACUUAACAGGUCCAUUGCCUGCAUUCAUUGGCAACUUAACUACCUUGCGAUACUUGAGCUUUGGUCUUAAUAAAUUAUCUGGGACCAUCCCAAAAGAACUUGGAAACCUUCGAAGUCUGAUGUCACUGGGUUUGGAUAGUAAUGACUUCACUGGUUCUCUCCCCCCUGAGCUAGGGAAUUUGGUCAGACUUGAACAGCUUUACAUUGAUAGUUCUGGACUGACUGGUGAAAUUCCUUCAACGUUUGCCAACCUAAGAAACUUGCGGAUCUGGCGGGCAUCAGACAAUCAGUUCACGGGCAAGAUACCUGACUUCAUUGGGAAAUUGACAAAUCUUACCUCUUUGCGGCUUCAGGGGAACUCUUUUGAGGGUCCAAUACCUUCUAGUUUAUCUAAUUUGACCUCAUUGCAAGAUCUGCGAAUAAGUGAAGUAUCCAAUGGGGGCUCUUCAUUGGCUUUUAUUAAGGAUCUGAAGGAUUUAAGCAUCUUAAUCUUGAGAAAUAAUAAUAUUUCCAGUAUUAUUCCAUCCAACAUUGGAGAGUACCUAGCAUUGAGGCAGCUGGAUUUAAGCUUCAACAAUUUCAGUGGCCAAAUUCCAGCCUCUCUCUUCAAUUUGAGUUCUCUCACUUACUUAUUUCUUGGAAACAACAGGUUAUCUGGUACACUGCCUACUCAGAAAAGUUCAGGGCUCCUUAAUAUAGAUUUGUCAUACAAUGAAUUAUCAGGAAGCUUUCCCUCUUGGGCCAGGGAAGCAGGUUUACAACUGAACUUGGUGGCCAACAACUUUGUCCUUGAUAAUUCUAACAGCAGUAUUUUGCCUCGAGGGUUGAAUUGUCUUCAGCGAAGUUUCCCAUGUAAUCGGGGUUCCCCACGCUAUUCUUCCUUUGCAAUAAACUGCGGUGGUCCAGAAAUAACAACUUCCAGUGGCACCAAGUUCGAAAGAGACAACGAAACUCUCACCGCAGCAUCCUAUUAUGUGGUUGACACGAACAGAUGGGCUGUCAGCAAUGUCGGAAGGUUUAGUGAGGGCAGCAACAUAGAAUAUACUAGAAACACAUUAACCCCGUUCACAAAUACUUUAGACAUAGAGCUGUUCCAGUCAGCAAGACUGUCACCAGCAUCACUAAGAUACUAUGGUUUGGGGCUCGAGAACGGAAACUACACUGUACACUUGCAAUUUGCAGAGAGAGACUUCCCAGAUGCACGUAUUUGGCAUAGCAUUGGAAGGAGAUAUUUCGAUAUUUAUGUCCAGGGAAAUCUGGCACUCAAAGACUUCAAUAUAAAAAGGGACGCAGGUGGGGUUUCCUUUCGUGCUGUUCAGAAGGAUUUCAAGGUUCGUGUAUCUGAGAACUAUCUGGAAGUUCAUCUCUUUUGGGCUGGAAAGGGAACGUGCUGCAUUCCUCCUAAUGGUGGUUACUAUGGACCAUCCAUUUCGGGCGUCAGUGUCACUCCAGAUUUUAUACCGUCAGUUAGUAAUCUUCCUCCGACGGACACUUCAUCAAAGAACAGGACUGGAUUGGUUGUUGGAAUAUCUGUUUCUGUUGGAGUAGUGAUGAUUGUAACCAUUUUCGCUGCUUAUAUUUUAAUACGAAGAAGGAAAAGAUUGGUCAAUGAUGAAGAUGAAGAUUUUCAAGGAAUGGGGACAAAACCAAACACUUUCAGCUAUGCCCAGCUCAAGGCUGCUACAGAGGACUUCAAUCCUAUGAAUAAACUUGGAGAGGGAGGAUUUGGACCAGUUUACAAGGGUACACUUUCAGAUGGGAAGGUGGUCGCUGUCAAGCAACUCUCGGCGGCAUCUCGCCAGGGAAGGAGUCAGUUCAUGGCUGAGAUUGCUACAAUAUCUGCAGUUCAACAUAGAAACCUUGUAAAGUUGUACGGAUGCUGCAUUGAGGGAGAUCAGCGACUUCUGGUUUAUGAGUAUCUGGACAACAAGAGCCUUGAUCAAGCACUUUUCGGAGGGAGCAAUUUGCAUCUUAGUUGGCCAAUCCGCUAUAAUAUAUGCUUGGGGACAGCAAGAGGUCUUGCUUAUCUUCACGAGGAAUCGAGACCCCGUAUUAUACACAGGGAUGUCAAGGCCAGUAAUAUUCUGAUCGAUGCAGAUCUCAAUCCAAAAAUUUCAGAUUUUGGUCUGGCCAAACUGUAUGAUGACGAUGACACCCACAUCAGCACACGUGUUGCAGGAACAACGGGUUAUCUUGCACCAGAGUACGCCAUGCUUGGGCACUUGACGGAGAAGGCUGAUGUGUUUGGCUUCGGGGUAGUCGCUCUCGAGAUUCUCAGCGGAAAGCGAAAUUCAUACUCAAGCUUGGAUCAAGAGAAGAUAUACCUCCUUGAACGGGCUUGGUAUUUACAUGAAAACAACCGUUCAUUGGAAGUGAUCGAUCCUGCACUAUCCGAAUUCUCUGAAGAGGAAGCAUUUCGAGUGAUUGGAGUGGCUCUUCUGUGCACUCAGGCAUCGCCCACGCUACGCCCGCCCAUGUCACGAGUGGUGGCAAUGCUAUCAGGGGACGUCGAGGUGGGCAUUGCUACUUCGAGGCCUGGCUACUUGAGUGAUUGGCAAUUCAAUGAUGUGAGCGGCCUGACGAGCGGGGAUGAUUCAAGGAUGUCGAUGGAAAGAACUACCAACAGCCAGCGUGACACGUUAUCAUCUGCAAGCACAGUACUUCCUCCAGACCCCAUGCUGCCGUCCACUCAUCCAAAGAUGCACGAGAUCAUCAACAAAGGGCAGUGAUGAUUGUUAUCCGAGCUCUCCAUGCACGAUAUGUAAGAACAUGUGUAAGUGCUUUUGCUCAAAAGUACAUAAAUACAGGGCUGGAAACGGGUCAGGUCGGCCUACAGGGAUGAUCCGGACAGUUGGUAUGGUGGGUAUCACUGUGGAUGGCCCAUGUACCAAAGCAUUGCCCAGAUCGAAAUGUCCGAGCCAUGGAAUGCUUAGCCUUUUCUUGAUUGAAUGUAAACUGCCAUGGCCUUUUCUUUCUUAACUAUCUAUUGCUUGGCCAUCUAUUGAAGGGCAAGGACCUCUCCAAUUGGAAGGAGUUCAAAUGCAUGGGCAAACCAUGGUGGUCUUUAUCAUAUCAACGGUUCGAAUGACUGGACCGUGGGCCCACUUGUAUCAAUAAAAAGCCAGAAGUAUACUAUACAAACUUUCUACCUAUGUAGAUGGAUUAUAACACAGAAAAUAAUGAAGAUAAAAAUAGUGUUACAUGAGCAAAUGAUACUCUAUCCAAAUAAAAUGAUGAUUUUUGUUUGUCUC